AUGGAAGGUCUCUGGCCAUGGGUCCUGAUUCUGAUCUGUCUGCCUGGCUUCAUCCUAGGAGCACCCUCAGCCUCUCACUGCGCUGGAGCCUGUGGGACCAGAUUCUCAGAAGACCUCACCCCUGAGGAGACCCAGACAUCCUGGGACAAGGACAUCCCUGCAAUAAACCAAGGGCUGAUUCCAGAGGAGUCCCCAGAGAGCAGCUUCCUCUUGGAGGGGGACAUCCUCCGGCCGAGUCCCUUCCGGCUGUUCUCGGCGGCCAGCAGCAAGUGGCCCAAGAAUGGCGGAGUCGUGGAGGUCCCCUUCCUGCUCUCCGGCAAGUACGAUAAGCCUAGCCGCCAAGUCAUCCUGGAGGCAUUCGCUGAGUUUGAACGCUCCACUUGCAUCAGAUUUGUUGCCUACAAUGGCCAGAGGGACUUCAUUUCCAUCAUUCCCAUGUCUGGGUGCUUCUCGAGCAUUGGCCGCAGUGGAGGGAUGCAGGUGGUGUCUCUAGGACCCAGCUGUCUCCAGAGGGGCCCGGGCAUCGUCCUGCACGAGCUCAUGCACGUGCUGGGCUUCUGGCAUGAGCACUCGCGGGCCGACCGGGACCGCUACAUCCGUGUGAACUGGAAUGAGAUCCUCCCAGGUUUUGAAAUGAACUUCAUCAAAUCUCGGAGCAGCAACAUGCUGGUGCCCUAUGAUUACUCUUCAGUGAUGCACUAUGGGAGGCUCGCCUUCAGCCGGCGCGGGCUGCCCACCAUCACCCCACUCUGGGCCCCCAGUGUCCACAUUGGCCAGCGCUGGAACCUCAGCAACUCGGACAUCGCACGGGUCCUCAGGUUUUAUGACUGCAGCCCAAGUGGCCACGAGCCCAGUGGGAAAGGGCUCCAGACCCCUGGGAGUGGUAGGAGCCCCACUCCUGGCUCUAGGUCACAGCUGCAGCAGCUUCUGCAGGCGUUGUUGGAGGAAUCCAGAUCUGACCCCAGAGGCUUCGGGGCAGACCAGCAUGAUGCUGCUGCUGCCGGGUCUGAAGAGAGCCUUCGUGCACAGAAGCCCCCCACCAUGAGGAAUUCUGAUGUGAAGGCCUCUGCCGACCCCGCCCCGUCAGCCCCCGGCUUCCUCCCUGAGGCCAAAGCCUGGGGUGGUCUUUUCUGA
Messenger RNA from Rangifer tarandus platyrhynchus (Svalbard reindeer), 1134 nucleotides. The record is from the annotation of a GenBank genome assembly. NCBI's taxonomy places the organism in Eukaryota, Metazoa, Chordata, Mammalia, Artiodactyla, Cervidae.